Messenger RNA from Melanaphis sacchari, 863 nucleotides. RefSeq lists its product as uncharacterized. The transcript is spliced from 6 exons. The record is from RefSeq and is a predicted model, not a curated record. Bases 126 to 803 code for a protein of 225 amino acids. NCBI's taxonomy places the organism in Eukaryota, Metazoa, Arthropoda, Insecta, Hemiptera, Aphididae.
AGGUCGCGUUCGCUGCAGUCAUUUUACGUAACGUCGUGCCGACCGCGUGCACGUCUACCGCAACGAACGCUUCCAUUGAAAACUGGACGUACCGCAAGUCUCAGACAAAAAGUAAUUUUGUACAAAUGAUUGUAAAUUUAAAAUAUUUCAAAAAACAAUGGUCAGACUUUCCCGCAUUUGAAAUCUCGUCGUUCAGGGUGGCGAACUCGGACCCUCGUAGAACCCUGUACACGUUGACGGCUUUGCAGUUGUGGUUUCAAUCAUUUUCAAUUUUACUGUUGGUCGGCAGCUACUUAUUAGGGUGGUACGUCGAAAAGAAUGUCAAGAUAUUAUCAAAUCAUCGAUGGGACGGUUACGAACAGUUUUACUUCAAUACUUCGCUGUUAUUCCAAAUAUGUGACGUCAUACUGUCGAUUUAUGCGAGUUAUCAUUUACGAAAUGCCACAAUCCGAUAUAGUAACGUACAAGACGUUAGGAUAUGGUUAAUAGUCAACAACAUUUACCUUUUGUCGGCGGUAACGUGUUUUUUAUUCGUUUUGUCCAAAGUCAAUAGUAUUGUAAUAUACAUAAAAUUAAUAACCAUAAUAAUAUUUGCCAAUUACAAGAUAGACAUCGUUCAUCAGAUUUACAAAGACGAAAAAUCGUCGUGCAUUAUUUUGGAACAAGGUCCACCGUUGUUAUCUGAUUCACCACAAUCUGCAGACGAAGACCAGUUAUCGCCAAAAAAUUACACCGUAAAAGUUGAAAAGGAAUCGACAAAAAAAUCUAAUUUUCAACCACUUUUCUACAUAGUGAAUCAAUAGCUGUAAAUAAUACCUUAUACACGGUUAUCAACAUAAUAAAAAUAAUAAUAUUAAAAUAAA